AUGUUCAGUUGGACGUAUCUCGACGUUGCGCUGCUCUGCCAUCCUCUUUUCGCUUUCGUUACCGUUCGACAGACCAAAAUGCGUAAUAAGCAGUCUAAUCUGCAGUACUUCGCGUUCUCGUUCCUCGUACUGUUUGUCCUGCGAUAUGCAUUUUCGAACUAUUUCGCCCUUCCGAGCGAGCUUCUGUUGCCAGUAUGCAAUACAGUGGACCAGCCAAAUCCAAUCGCAUCGAUAUAUCCCAACAACGCUACUGGCACCCUCAAUGGAACCAUAGCGGUCCUGCCCAUCUCUUUGAAACUAGCGCGACAGCUCAUUCCUCCGCAAUACGGAAUUCUCGAGCAUGCGUACCGAGCUCUGCUACCGUCCUUCCCCAAAGGCAUGUAUCCGGCAAUCGUGCAAGCGCUGCAUGACCACGAAGUGCAAGCGUUCGGGUAUAAGAUCGAGGACUUCACCCGCACUGGGAUCGAGUUUCCCUUCGUCGAUAUGCUAAACGACAACCACACAUCCUUCAAGUGGGCGCCCACACUGCUCAUGACCGCCGGUCACGAGAUCGCACUGAAAGGAGCCGAGGACUAUGGCACUAACACCUUGCCCGCCACAUUUGAACCAGGCUGCGACGCCUAUCGAUCCGUCCCCAAUUCCAAGAGAGCAGGCACGACGUACUUCGGCGCACGGAGUCUGGAGGCGGGCGCCGCAUCCCUUAGCACGCUAUUCUCUUCGACUGAGGAAGAAAUGUUCCCAUUGGAGUUCUUCAAGAACUUCACUAAUCAGCCUACGUUUGCUGACGGCAAGACGUGCGACAAUAUGAUCCGCCUUUUCAACACCUCGGUCUCGACGGCGCCCAAUCGCAUUGAACGCGUCAAGGGCACCGUGCGAGCGCACAUUUAUCCCUUUUCUGGCGAACAGGAGUGGAGAAAUGUGUACGGCCUGCGAUUGGACACCUCAUUUAUCGAGAACAAUUACCUGAGCUGCGAGAGCUUCCGCGGAUACGGCGACCCUUGA
Trematosphaeria pertusa is the source of this 1002-nucleotide messenger RNA. RefSeq lists its product as uncharacterized. The record is from RefSeq and is a predicted model, not a curated record. The transcript has 2 exons. Bases 1 to 1002 code for a protein of 333 amino acids. Lineage: Eukaryota; Fungi; Ascomycota; Dothideomycetes; Pleosporales; Trematosphaeriaceae.